This is a messenger RNA of Erigeron canadensis, 1364 nucleotides long. Its product is annotated as geranylgeranyl pyrophosphate synthase 7, chloroplastic-like. Gene Ontology annotation, molecular function: prenyltransferase activity. Gene Ontology annotation, biological process: isoprenoid biosynthetic process. Bases 88 to 1185 code for a protein of 365 amino acids. The record is from RefSeq and is a predicted model, not a curated record. The transcript has a single exon. NCBI's taxonomy places the organism in Eukaryota, Viridiplantae, Streptophyta, Magnoliopsida, Asterales, Asteraceae.
ACACCACAAGUAGCAAAAUACUCACUCACAAAUAGAUCGAUUAAAACAUCCACCUAUACGUACUAUAUUAUCAAAACACCAUUUCAAAUGGCUUUGAUUUCUUCUCCCGUUUCCUUCAAGGAAAACUCAUUUUACCAUAAAAACAUGUGCAUUAUUAAACCCCAAAAAAACUACUCUACCCAAUUAAUCAAACAAAGAAUACCCAUUAGAAUCCAUGCAACACAACAUCCUAAUCAUGUCACACCCACUUCUUCUUCUUCUUCAAUUGCUGAGCACCAAAGAACAACACUCCAAACAAUUAAAUCCGAAAGAAAUCCGAUCUACUUCAAAGAGUUUGAUUUUGAUACUUAUAUGACGGAAAAGGCAAAUCUCGUGAACCAAGCUUUGGAUGAAGCCGUGCCGUUACAAGAACCAUUGAAAGCGCACGAAGCAAUGAGGUAUUCGUUGCUGGCGGGAGGGAAACGCGUACGACCCAUCUUAUGUCUUGCCUCGUGUGAGCUAGUUGGUGGGAUGGAGGUUUCCGCAAUGCCAAUGGCUUCCGCUCUCGAAAUGGUCCAUACCAUGUCACUUAUGCAUGACGAUCUCCCGUGCUUGGAUAAUGACGAUCUUCGACGAGGGAAGCCUACAAACCACAAAAUAUUCGGUGACGGCACCACGAUUCUAGCCGGGGACGCUAUGCUUUCGCUAGCGUUUGAACAUCUGGCCACCAAGACCACAGGAGUUGAACCUGUUAAGGUGAUUCAGGCAAUAAGUGAGUUAGGGUCAGCGGUUGGGUCUGUGGGCCUUAUAGCAGGUCAAAUAGUCGACCUUCACAGUGAAGGUAAGCAAGGUAUCACAUUGGAUGAACUGGAAUACAUUCACGUCCGCAAGACAGGCAUGCUGAUAGAGGCCUCAGUAGUCGGCGGGGCGAUAUUGGGAGGGGGAACGGCGUUACAAGUCGAAAGGAUGAGGAGAUACGCGCGGUGUAUCGGGUUGUUGUUCCAAGUGGUGGAUGAUAUAUUGGAUGUAGACACGGAUUUGUUGCUUGAUAAAUCGACGUACCCGAAACUGAUGGGAUUGGAGGGGGCUAAAGAAUAUGCCCGAGAGCUGCUGGAAAAGGCUUUGGCUGAGCUUGAUUUUUUCAACACUGACCGGGCUGCGCCAUUGUACCAUAUGGCACGUUAUAUUGCACAUAGACAGGAUUAGUUCAAUUCGAUCGAUCGGUUGAAUUUUUUUUUUUAUUGGAUGUUAAUUAAUUGGCGGCGGUCUUUAUCAUCCUUCAAAUUAUUCGUAGCUAGCUAGGAACCCGCAUUGUGGCGCCGAAAUAAUUGUUAUCACAUGUAUCGGUUUCUUUUAUUAAAGACAAUUCCACAAAUGCAAUAUUA